UGUUAUUGAAUCAGAGAUGGACGUUGGGGGUAAUGGUGGUGGUUUGAUUGUCAAUAAACAGAGGGCUAUGUUACCCAACAAAAGUAGGGGUGAAUUUGUCCGUAAUCAAAGAAAAGACUCGGAGGGCUUCUCCGAGUCUCCAGACCUUGAGUUUGAGUAUGCAGAUACAGACAAGUGGUCUGCUGAACUGUCAGAGCUAUACAGUUACACUGAAGGACCAGAAUUUCUUCUCAACAGAAAAUGCUUUGAGGAGGAAUUCCGAACUCAUGUGUCUGACAAGAAAUGGACCGAGCUGGAUGUGGCUCAACACAGAGCUCACGCCAUGCGUCUACUGGACGGCCUGGAGGUGAUCACCAGGGAGAAGAGACUGAAGGUGUCCAGGGCAAUCCUCUACAUGGUUCAGGGGACGUUUGCGGAGUGCAGCUCUGAGGCAGAAGUGCAGCACUGGAUGAGGUAUAACAUCUUCCUGCUGCUGGAUGUUGGCACCUUCACGGCCCUUGUGGAGCUGCUCAACAUGGAGGUUGAUAACAGUGCUGCCUGUAGCAGUGCAGUCAGAAAGCCAGCGAUCUCCUUGGCUGACAGCACAGACCUCAGGGUGCUGCUCAACAUCAUGUAUCUGAUGGUGGUGACCAUCCAGCAGGAGGACCCAGCCGACUCACCUGAUUGGAGGGCCACCAGGGAGACCUUUAAAACAGAGCUGGGCUCUCCUCUGUAUAACAACGAGCCCAUCUCUGUCAUGCUCUUUGGCAUGGUGACAAAGUUCUGCAGUGGUCACGCCCCCCACUUCCCCAUGAAGAAGGUUCUGAUGCUGCUGUGGAAGAGCAUACUGUUCACCCUCGGGGGGUUUGAGCAGCUCCAGAACAUUAAGGUGAGUAAGCGGGAGGAGCUUCGCCUGCCCCCCCUCCCAGAGGACAGCAUCCGGGUCAUCAGGAGCAUGAGGGCAGCCUCGCCCCCCGCAUCUGCCUCUGACCUCAUCGAACAGCAGCAGAAAAGGGCACGCCGUGAACACAAGUCCCUAAUAAAACAGGACAACCUGGACGCCUUCAAUGAGAAGGACCCCUACAAGUCAGAUGACCCUCGUGAAGAUGAGGAUGACAACGAUGACAAUGACAACUCCAUGGAGGCGGAGCCUUUUCCCAUGGAACGGGAUGAGGUCAUGCCCCCACCCAUCCUACACCCCCCCUCAGAGAGAGUGAACUUCCCCAAGGGCCUGCCUUGGGCCCCCAAAGUCAGGGAAAAGGACAUAGAACAUUUCCUGGAAUCAAGUAGAAGCAAAUUUAUCGGCUAUACGCUUGGAAAUGACACAGAUACAGUUGUCGGCCUACCCAGACCCAUCCAUGAAAGCAUCAGAACCUUGAAGCAGCAUAAGUACAUCUCUAUAGCUGAGAUUCAGAUUGCCAAGGAGGAUGAGUUUCAGAAAACUCCACUGUCAGGGGGAGAAGAGGAUGUGGAGAUGUGCUCCACUGAGCUGCUAUACCAGGGCAUUCUUCCCAGCUUGCCUCAGUACAUGAUUGCCCUGCUGAAGAUCCUGCUAGCGGCUGCCCCCACCUCCAAGGCCAAGACAGACUCCAUCAACAUCCUGGCAGAUGUGCUGCCUGAGGAGAUGCCGACCACUGUGCUCCAGAGCAUGAAACUUGGUGUGGAUGUUAACCGCCACAAGGAGAUCAUUGUUAAGGCCAUCUCUGCCAUCCUGCUGUUGCUUCUCAAACACUUCAAACUCAAUCACGUCUACCAGUUUGAGUACAUGGCUCAGCACCUGGUGUUUGCCAACUGUAUUCCUCUCAUUCUCAAGUUCUUCAACCAGAACAUAAUUUCUUACAUCACAGCCAAGAACAGUAUUUCUGUGCUGGACUUCCCUUACUGUGUGGUGCAUGAGCUCCCUGAACUUACUGCAGAGAGUUUGGAGGCUGGCGACAACAACCAGUUCUGCUGGAGGAACCUGUUCUCCUGUAUCAACCUGUUGAGGAUCCUCAACAAGCUGACCAAGUGGAAGCACUCCAGAACCAUGAUGCUGGUGGUGUUCAAAUCUGCUCCCAUAUUGAAGAGGGCGUUGAAGGUUAAACAGGCCAUGAUGCAGCUGUACGUCCUCAAGCUGCUCAAAGUGCAAACCAAGUACCUGGGCCGCCAGUGGAGGAAGAGCAACAUGAAGACCAUGUCUGCCAUAUACCAGAAGGUCCGCCAUCGCCUCAAUGACGACUGGGCCUACGGUAACGACCUGGAUGCGCGGCCCUGGGACUUCCAGGCAGAGGAGUGUGCUCUGCGCGCCAACAUUGAGCGCUUCAACAGCCGCCGCUACGACAACAACCAGAGGAACCCUGACUUCCUGCCCGUGGACAACUGCCUGCAGAGCGUUCUUGGACAGCGCGUCGACCUGCCGGAGGAUUUCCAGAUGAACUAUGACCUCUGGCUGGAGCGAGAAGUCUUCUCCAAGCCCAUAUCCUGGGAGGAGCUUCUGCAAUGAUAACAGGGCUGGGUGGUGGGAGGUGGUGCUAUAGGAAGGUUUUCUGAACCCACCUCCCCAAGGUGGCAACACUAGUCUACAUCUCCACAUCGUUUAGUGCUGAAAAAGCAUACCUGUUACAGCAUUCAUAGAGCACUGCAUUUGUUUCUGAAAAUUACGCAGACAAGUCCCCAUAACAAACAUGAUCCUUGUGUUGUCACCUCGUGCAGAGAAAAUAACAGUCAGUAAGGGAUAUUCAGGAGGUAGAGGGUCAACACCUAAGUCACCUAAAUGUGGACCUUGCGCAUUAGCAUUACCCCUUCACAGUUGGACCAAUCAUUUAUAAUAUCUGAAUCCAGGCACUAGACUUCUCUUCUUUUUUUAAAAAGCGCAAAUAGGGGGUGCUUAUAUUUGUCCUGUUUCACACAUGUACAAGUGUGUAACCUGUACAAGCGUGUGGUGAAAUGGAAAUGUGUUUUUUGCAUAUCCCAUUUGGAGAGUGGUGUCACUCAUGGCCAAGGUGAACCAGGUCUUGAUUUACCCCAUGUAGAGCCUUUUCUAGUUUUCAACUGGACCUUUACAGAGUGCUAUAGGUUUUAUCAGCCUUGUCCAACCUCCAUGGUUGGGUAUGUAAACCCUUUGUAUUCUGUUACUUACACACAACUCCACACAUCCAACCUGCCAUGGUGCCACUCUCCUGGCUGUCGGACCAGUACUCUGCCCUUCAAGCACUAUAGUACACUAUUAUAACCCUUAAGAACAAGUACAAAAUAAAGUGUUUGUGUGGAAGAGCGAUUGUGAGGGAAGGGUUGCUUGAGUGUGUGUGUACAGUAUGUCUUAUGGUUACUGAUAUAACCCCCUGUUGACCAGGCUUUUGAUGUUCCAUUAGUACUCUUCUCACUGAGUGACCGUUGGCUUGUAUGAAUCACACACCUCUAUCAACCCUGGUGGAGACAAUUUAGAUUGGUAUUAAGACAUUUUAAUGGAAUUUCCAGCCUAAUGUUUUAACCUAAAGCAACAGGCACACGUGCUGGCCACUACACAACCUUAUUGGCUGAUAACUUGGGAAACAAACCUUCAUUUUGUGUGUAUGUGUGUGUGCACAGUAUGUUUGAGAGAGUGAGGGAAGAAAGUGGUUCUCACUCACUCUUCACUAGCUAAUGUUUUUUUUUAACUCAAGGGAACAAUUUUGCCCACCUGUUAACUCCUCAGUUCUAAGAUAAUUGUAUAGUUGCAUUGUGCUUAUACUAAUUUACCACAGCUAUUGCUUUUUUUGUGUUAGGUUUUAUUUAUUCGCACCAAAGACAAAACAGUACAGAUAAAACAGAAUGGUAGAAACUGUGCAGGUGAGGUUGGAAGCCCAAAAGGGCUUUUAUGACAAAUAUAAGUACAUCAAAUAAAGUAUGUUCCAUCAGUUAAA
Molecule: messenger RNA, 3860 nt
Organism: Salvelinus namaycush (lake trout)
Lineage: Eukaryota; Metazoa; Chordata; Actinopteri; Salmoniformes; Salmonidae
Product: striatin-interacting protein 1 homolog
Exons: 21
Coding region: 17-2461 (814 amino acids)
Biological process (GO): cytoskeleton organization
Cellular component (GO): cytosol
Source: RefSeq, a predicted model, not a curated record